UUUCCGAAGGAAAUUGGAAAAUUCUGGUUAUUUCGUCAGUAAAUUCAAGAACUAGAUACUAAAAGUUAUGUAUUUGAUGUCUGUGGUCAGGGGUGACUAUAAGAAUUCUGUCUGACAGCUCGUUUUCAAGUGUCAAAUUGAAUAAGCUUCAAGUGUUCAUCUAUUUCUGUAUAUAAAGGAAUCUGUUAAGAAAACAAGAUGCUGAUAUCACGGUGUUUAAUCACAACCAGAAUACCACUAACAGCAUUUGUUAGUGGAAUUGGUAAACAGACAUUCAAACCAAAUAUAUCCUACCAAAAAUCAAGAAUUCAGCAAUAUGCGUCAGAAGCGAAGUCUGGUUUAAGUCGAAGAGCUGAAAAACGAAGUUUAAAGGAAAUGGCGAUGGCACCAGCAGGAGAGUCAGCCUUUAAAGUAGGUAGGGGAGUAGUUGCAGGGGCAUCUGUUGUCGGUAUAGGUGCUCUAUGUUAUUAUGGACUUGGUAUGUCAAAUGAACUAGGAGCUAUAGACAGAUCUAUUAUGUGGUCAGCAGAAGUAAAGGGUAGGAUAAGAGAUACCUAUAUGUAUUUUGGUGGUAGUGUAGCAAUAACAGUUAUGUCAGCAGUAAGUGUGUUUCGUAAUCCAAGAAUAAUGGCUAUGAUGAUGAAAAAUUCAUGGAUGGCUAUUGGAGCUACCUUUGCAGCUAUGAUUGGAACUGGCAUGUUGUGUAGAUCUAUAGAAUAUACAGAGGGAUUUGGUGCUAAACAGUUAGCAUGGAUUCUUCACAGUGGUGUUAUAGGGGCUGUCAUUGCACCAAUAUCAUUGUUAGGUGGACCAUUAUUAGUUCGAGCAGCUUGGUAUACUGCAGGAGUAGUUGGAGGUUUAUCGGCAGUGGCUAUGUGCGCUCCAAGUGAGAAGUUUUUAAAUAUGGGAGGUCCUCUUGCUAUUGGUCUUGGUGUUGUUUUCGCUUCCUCUAUAGGUGGAAUGUUUUUACCCCCAUCAACAGCUCUUGGUGCUGGUUUGUAUUCUAUCAGUAUAUAUGGUGGUUUAGUUCUCUUUAGCUUUUUUUUAUUAUAUGACACCCAGAAAAUCAUCCAAAAAGCAGAGAACCAUCCAACAUAUGCUGUAAGAAAAUAUGAUCCCAUAAAUGGGUCUAUUGGAAUUUAUAUGGAUACAAUUAAUAUAUUUAUGAGGAUUGCCAUGAUUUUAUCAGGUGGUGGUGGUGGCAGAAGGAAAUAAACCAAGUUACUGUGUAAAUACUUACAUUGUGCGUUGUUGUGUAUAUAACUUGUUGGACAUCACAAUAAAUUAAUGUCCAAGAGAUUCACUGAACUAUUAAUACUUUAUUGUUAUAUUACCUUUUAAAAACUAUUACAAAUAGAUUUAAAAACUGUUACAAAUGGAAUGAAUAAUCUGUUGAAAUCAGAUUUAAAAACUGUUAGAACAGAUAAGGAUAUUUCAAUGUGAGUUUAAAAGUUAAAUUUAUUAGUUUAAUUAUUAUUUGUGAUAUUAUAAUAGAGUGGACUAGAAUGGGGAACAGAAAUAUGUGAAGUGAAUACAUUGUUGUAAACAGUAGACAUUAAGUAAAGAUGAAGUUUGUAUAUAGCCAAUCCUUUGGUUAGUGUGCUUGGGAUCCACAUUCUCUUCCAAAUUAGUGAAGUAAGAAAAUAAUGUAGAACAGUAGGAUUAGUGGCUGUCAUUGUAGUGCAAUAAUCUAUUAUUCGGUAUAUUAUGUGUACAUAAACAGACAGCCUCACAAAGCGUGGAAAUACACCCACACAGCAGCUUUGUGUCAAAAAAAAAAUAUAGACAUGGAUUUUGACACAAUCUUUUCUGGGGUAACUUGGGAACAGAAGGUCAUGGAACGCUAAAUAUCGAUAGGUUCGCCCUCUCAUGACCCCAAUGCUCCAUAACAAAUUUGAAGAUAAUCCGUUAAAAUGAAAUGGGGUUUAACAUUCAACUUUUAUGCAGAAACUGGGAGAACGAAGACAGGCGUAUACUCCAUACAGGGAAAAAUUGCCCCCUACAGCCUACUUUCAUUUGAAAUUCCAACUGUUAAGGGUUGUUUUACGUGCAUGCCAAUGUGUACACAGGGCCAUGGUUUACACCCCAUUUUAAUGACUAGAGACAUCCUUGUCAGGCCCUGCCAAUCCAUCUUGCACCAUUGACAAGGGGAAACCACCCCAGAAAAUCCUAAGGAAGGCAAACUCACAACCUCUUGGAUAGUGAUCCAGUGUCUUACAAACUUAGCCACAACACCUCCAAUCCAUUAAAAUAUGGAACCUCUGUCGUAUUCAUAAGGUAUUUGGCAAAGGGGGCUAACUUUGACACGGAAGUAAUGCUGAAGAUUGAUAAGUUGUACAUCUCAUGACCCCAAUGCUUCAUUCCAAAUUUGAAAAAAGUUUGUAAAAAACUGUAGUCUCUAUGGGUUCACAUGCCGAUGAAAGGACGGACAGGGGUGACAACAUAAUACUUCCACACUGAAAUGUGGGCUUAUAGACACAUCAAUUGGGGUUUUACGGCCAUGAGCAGCAAAGUCAUCCCUCUAGAAAUUCAGACUCCCCUGUUUAUUGUAUGCAGGCCUAUCUAUCAUCCUGCAAUUGAGUUGGAAUAAUUCGGACUCCAUGCAGAUCUGUAUUAAACUGUGAAACACUUUGAAUGGUACCGAAAGUGAAACAAAUUCAGACGCAAGACUGAAAGAAAAUUAGCAUUGUCAGGUGGACCAUUGCACUGUCAGAUAUGGUCAGAAAAUGAUUUUUAGCUAGACGUUGCCACGUGUUGCUCCACCUGUGGUAGGAAACGUUCAACCUAAUUUGGCGGGAAAUUUAGACCCGGUUCAAGAUGCAACAAUUAUUUAAAAUCAUUUGGAAAUCUAUAAGCUCCGGUUUUGGAGGCGUUUCGGAAAGGGAAAGCGAUUAUGUUCUUGGGUUGUAGGUGUUUCGGUAAGGGAAAGCUAUUAUUCUCUGGGGUUAAGGUGUUUCGGAAUGGGAAAGUCAUCAUAUUCUGGUGUUACACGGGAACCCGGAAGGGAAUGCUAUUAUGUUCUAGGAUUGUAGGUGCUUCGGACUGAAAACUAUUAUGUUCAGGGGUUGUAGGCGUUUGAGCAAUGGAAAUCUGUUAGUUCUGGGGAUGUAGGUGGCCCGGAAAUGGAUAUCUGGGGUUGUAGUUGUUACGGCAAGAGAAAGCUAUUAUGUUCUGGGGUUGUAGCUGUUUCGGAAAGGGAAAUUUGUGUGAAAACUUCGAACCUCCACAGGAUAUAAAAUGUUAAUCUACCUAGUAAUAGCCAUAAAAAAGCCAGGGAAAGAGAUGGACGUUUCUGACUACCUGACAAAUUUUGGCGACAAGGAAUUUGAUUUUCUCUUAGAAAAUAAUCACGCUUGCCUUACAGGCCCAUAUUUAUUUCCAUUUUAUUGAAGAUGAGCAUUUAAGACCUUAUAGACCGGAGGCUCAGCGCGGGGGGUGUCCAUCAAAUGGGCACAAAACCAGACCCAACUUUUCUAGAGUAAAAUUUUGCGUAGAAUAUGAUGCCGAGUGGUAAUCAGUCUGCCGUUGGGGUGUUUUCGAGAUAUUCGGGGUCAAAGGUCAAAUGUCAAAUGAGGUCAUUUGCACUGACAGUAAAUGCGCAGCCAUUCUUGUACCACGAAAACAUGCUGAAAAUGAUCGAAAGUAAUCAACCUUUCAAUAAAAAUGUUAACUUGC
Patella vulgata (common limpet) is the source of this 3675-nucleotide messenger RNA. RefSeq names its product growth hormone-inducible transmembrane protein. Gene Ontology annotation, cellular component: mitochondrial inner membrane. The record is from RefSeq and is a predicted model, not a curated record. Lineage: Eukaryota; Metazoa; Mollusca; Gastropoda; Patellidae. The transcript is spliced from 8 exons. Bases 199 to 1215 code for a protein of 338 amino acids.